CAUAUUUUAAAAUUGCUUAUCUGCUCAAGCUUUUAAAAAUAUUACUAUUUAAGAUUCUGAAACUUCUACCAUUUGAGAUUGCACGAAACAAUUCGGAUACAUGAAUUGCAGAUGCUUUUCAACAAGUGGAAGCCUAGACAGUCAGUGUAUGGAAAUAUCAUAUUGCAAGUGGUUGAUUUCAAUGAAUUUGAAAUAGGAUUAGGUAAAACAAAUGGAUGACAUUUUAAAUUAUAAAAAAUGCGCAAACGAAGAUUAUUAUAGUAUAUUAGGCUGUAAUGAGUCAUCUACUGCCGAUCAGAUUUUAGCGGAAUACAAGGUUCUUUCAUUGCUGUAUCACCCAGACAAAAAUCCUGAUGAUCCUAAUGCAGUCAUGCAGUUCCAGAAAAUUCAGAAAGCCAAGGAACUACUCACAGAUCCAGAGAAACGAGCUUUGUAUGACAAAUGGCGCAGAUGUGGUUUUACUAUUCCAUUUGAACAGUUUUUAAAUCUCAGUAAAGCUGCUCAUACUUCUGUGCAUUGGGUAACUAAAAAACAGAAAGAUCUGAUGUUAGAAAAUGCUUGUGAUCUUCCUGAAAAUUGCUGUGAAGAGAGAAGUACGUAUCAGUGUUUUAUGAUAUACAGAAUUUCUUUUUUAAGUAUUGUAAAUUUUCAGACAAAAAGACUCGAGUCCAUAAACAUAUAAACCAUGAGUAUG
Molecule: messenger RNA, 694 nt
Organism: Stegodyphus dumicola
Lineage: Eukaryota; Metazoa; Arthropoda; Arachnida; Araneae; Eresidae
Product: J domain-containing protein-like
Cellular component (GO): cytoplasm
Source: RefSeq, a predicted model, not a curated record